Messenger RNA from Trichoderma asperellum CBS 433.97, 1008 nucleotides. RefSeq lists its product as uncharacterized. Gene Ontology annotation, molecular function: oxidoreductase activity, acting on the CH-OH group of donors, NAD or NADP as acceptor; NAD binding. Lineage: Eukaryota; Fungi; Ascomycota; Sordariomycetes; Hypocreales; Hypocreaceae. The record is from RefSeq and is a predicted model, not a curated record.
AUGGCGAAUGAGAAGAAGCCCCGCGUGGCGGUUCUGGGAAAGGUGCAUCAUCUCAGCGAUGAGUACAUUGAAAAUGUAAAAAAUGAAUUGAAUCUCCAUUUUCUUCAAGCCUCUCAUCGGCAAGAACUCAUCGAGGAGCUCCCUCGCGUCAUCUCCCAGUCCGGUCCAUUCGAUGCAUUAAUCUGCCUGUCUGAAUCGCACAACUUCAUACCCGUGGACGAAGAGCUGCUGUCGGCCAUGGUGCCUCACUGCCGCGUGAUAGCUUCCCUGUGGGCGGGAUACAACGAGUUUGACGUUUCGUGGAUGACGAGCCAGGGCAUAUGGUUCUGCAACACCGUUGAUGCGGUGGCUGAGGCUACGGCCGACAUGACGAUUUGGUUUAUUCUGUCUGUUGUGAGGAAUACUUCUGUGGCGGAGAGGCAUGUUCGGGCGGGUGGGUGGUAUGGAGGCAAUAUGGCGACCCCAGAUCCUACGGGGAAGACGCUGGGUAUCGUGGGGAUGGGGAGCAUCGGCAAGUAUCUGGCCAAGAAGGCAAGAGUUUUCAACAUGAAGAUUAAGUAUUACAACCGGAAGAGGCUCAGCAAGGAGGUUGAGGAGGCAUAUCAGGUUGAAUACUGCUCUUCGCUGGAGGAGCUACUAUCACAGGCAGAUGUGGUAUCGAUACACUGCCCCCUCACAGAAGCAACAAGGAAUCUCAUGUCGCACGACCAGUUCAAGCUCAUGAAGGACGGCGCCUUUCUUAUUAACACGGCACGAGGCCCCGUGGUGGAUGAAGAAGCGCUGAUUGCGGCGCUGGAGAGCGGCAAAGUGGCGAGGGCGGGACUGGACGUUUUCAGCGAUGAGCCGAAUGUACAUGAGUACUUUAGGACGAGCGAUAAGGUGGUGUUGCAGCCGCAUAUGGGGGGCGCGACGGAGGAGGCGCUUUGGAGGGCUGAGAGGGAGAGUUUUGAGAAUGUGUUGAGGUGGAGGAGGGAGGGGAAGCCGGUGUCACCGGUGAAUGAGGUUUAG